Heterostelium album PN500 is the source of this 1455-nucleotide messenger RNA. RefSeq names its product cytosolic thiouridylase subunit 2 (gene ctu2). The transcript has 3 exons. The record is from RefSeq and is a predicted model, not a curated record. Gene Ontology annotation, molecular function: tRNA binding; sulfurtransferase activity. NCBI's taxonomy places the organism in Eukaryota, Evosea, Eumycetozoa, Acytosteliales, Acytosteliaceae. Gene Ontology annotation, biological process: tRNA wobble position uridine thiolation. Bases 1 to 1455 code for a protein of 484 amino acids. Gene Ontology annotation, cellular component: cytosol.
AUGUCAGGUGUACCAAGUUGUAGUACAGAUGAUGGUAAUACAGUUUUGAAUGCAACACCAAAGAGAGUGUAUGCAAAGAAUUGUAUAAGAUGUAAAGAAUCGAAACCAAUUAUUGUAUUUAGAACAACUGAUACUUUAUGUUGGCCAUGUUAUAGAGAAGUUAUUACAAAGAAAUUUAAGAAUAACAUUAGUAAAUCACGUUCUGAUAAGCGUGAAUUAGAGACUUUUGCAGUGUCGUUGUCAGGUGGACCUUCCUCGAUGGUAAUGUUGGAUUUGAUCGAUCAAUGCAUCGGAGAGAAUGUAAAACGAGCAAAGAUGUUCUUCAAAGUACAUGCUAUUCAUAUAGAUCAAAGUGUAUUAAGAGGUUUAAAUGGAAAUAGCAAUAGUAAUGAUAGUGAAGAUAAUAACACUGGUUUAGCAAUUCAAAAACAAUUGGAAGAAAUAUGUUCGAGUUAUAAGGUACCACUUACUAUCGUUCCACUAGAGAAUAUCUAUGGAGACGCCAAUGAAACUCGUGAACAACGCAGACAACAAUUGGUGGAGGUGUUCGAGCAGAUGGAGUCGAACAACACCUCGAAGGAGGAUCUCUUGGAACACUUUAGAGCACAGCUUGUCUAUGAGACCGCUCACAAGCUCGGACUCGGUAGAAUUCUAAACGGGAGCAGUUCGAAUCGUUUGGCCAUUAGGUUGCUAUCGUCCACCUCUAAAGGUCGUGGAAACAGUGUACCGAAUGAAACGAAUCUUCUCGACUACCACCGAACGAGCACCACUGUCUGCCAUCCGAUGCGUGACUUCCUACUGAAGGAGAUUGCUAUCUACCACCGCUAUCUAGGUCUACAAGAUCUAACGGUACCAUCGAAUCCAUUCCACAGUAUAAAUUUGAAUCAAUCAUCACACAAAGCAUCUAUCAAUACUCUUUGUGAAAAUUUCAUUAAUACAUUACAAGAUAUAUCAAGUCAAACUAUUCAUACAUUAUUGAGAUCGGUUGAUAAGUUGCAUUCGCCAGUUGCCGAUGAAUCAAUGUUUUGUUCGGUUUGUUCAUGUAGUUUGACAAAGUCAGAGAUUGAAACAUUGAAGAAAUCAGUUGGUGAAAGAAUUAACAAUAGUAAUAGCAAUAACAAUACAAAAUGCUCAACAACAACAACAAAUAAUCAAGCAACAUCUUGUUGUUCUACUGAUAGUAGCAAAUCUUGUUGUUCCAAUGACAACAACAACAACAAUAAUAAUAAUAAUAAUAAUAAUAACAAUUGUUGCUCUGACAAUAGUAGUACACCUCUCAAUUUACAUACACUUUGUUAUAGCUGUAGGAAUAUACUCGAUAAGAAAUCAACAACACUAACACUACCACCCUAUAUCAAAGAGAAUUCAAAGACAAUGGUACAUAGCUAUCAACUACGUAAUGAAAUUAAAGAUUUUCUACUAAAUGAUGAUGAUGAUGAAGAUGAUGAUAAUUAA